Gregarina niphandrodes is the source of this 6132-nucleotide messenger RNA. RefSeq names its product putative ABC transporter. The record is from RefSeq and is a predicted model, not a curated record. Gene Ontology annotation, cellular component: membrane. Gene Ontology annotation, molecular function: ATP hydrolysis activity; ABC-type transporter activity; ATP binding. Lineage: Eukaryota; Apicomplexa; Conoidasida; Eugregarinorida; Gregarinidae. Gene Ontology annotation, biological process: transmembrane transport. Bases 1 to 6132 code for a protein of 2043 amino acids. The transcript is spliced from 2 exons.
AUGAGCAGUGCUGUAGUGCCUGCUAUAGAUAUUAGCACUACAUAUAUCAAUAAUGGUUUCGAGCAGCCUGGAUCUAAUGGAUCGUCGAAGAAAUAUCCAUUAAAAUCAUUGCUGGUGUAUGCAAGCCGUCGAGACAAGUACUUUACGUUCAGUGGAUUGGUUAUAAGUUUCUUAACAGGCGCAUUACUACCGAUAUGUGUUCUAUUCUCAGGGAAAUUCUUGGACGCCGCGAAGGAUCGCGAUACGUCUACAGUAGAUUUUUGGUGCGGUUUGCAGCUGCUGAGUGGCGUUUGUUGUUUUAUAGCUGGAUGGGUAUCAACGUAUUUGUUGGAGCAUUCAGCUGAAUCUCAAUAUGCACGUAUGAAAGCGAAUUAUUUCCACGCAUUACUUAAUCAGGACUUGGACUACUUGAUGACAUUUGAUACGGGGGAGUUAAGUUCCAUGCUAAUGACUCAUGGGGAUGAGUUCAAAGACGCUGUGGGGGCGAAGUUAGGUCAGUUGGUAGUGUUUGGUUCCCAAUUUAUAGUUGGAUUUAUAGUAGCUUUGACCCAGCAUUGGAAGCUGACAUUGGUAUUGAGCGGCUUGAUACCUGUACUGGUAGUCGGUGGAGCGUUUACCUUAUGGUCUAUGGGCAUGACAUCUAGAAAGCAGAGAGAGGCUUAUUCGGAUGCGGCAAAUAUAUUGGAGGAGUCUAUAUCGAAUAUGAAGACGAUAAUUUCCUUUAAUCUAGAGGACAUAUUCCUCGGUAACUAUUCGGAGUGUAUCCACAGGACCUUUCAGGUCGCCUCCAAAGGAGGAGUCUUACUGGGUCUCGGUAUGGGGUUGUCGAUGGGGUCUUUGUUUGCGUUUUAUGCCCUCGGAUUCUGGGCGCAAGGUAAACUGUUGGCGCAAGGCUACCGCGAUGGGUGUUUACCGGACACGGCUGGGUGCUUGAGUGUAGGCAAAGGCAUCACCGUCUUCUUCUGCAUCGCAUUCGGGUCGUUUUCUCUGGGUCAAGCGGCGCCUCCAUUGAAUGCGAUUGUAAAAGGAAAAUCUAGUCUGCAGCUACUGAGGAAAUUUAUCGAACGACCCAGCGGAAUCCCCGUGUUUACCGGCGGCUCCCCGGUCAGCGCCCGCGGAACUCGGUCUCCGGUGAAGAAAAAGAUCCAGGUCAACAUUGAGUUCCGGAAUGUGGGCUACGCAUACACCAAGAACGACAGCGCGGCAGAACUUGACACACAGCCGACAGACGGACAGGCGGGCGAGCAGACGAUCCGUCUCUCCCGUAUGAUGUCGUCAAACAAGGACACCCGAUUGUCCUUCCGACGGCAAGGCAUUAGUUGGAUUUUCCGCAACGUUUCACUGACCAUCAAGCCUGGCGAAAUCGUGGCAUUCAUUGGUCCUUCCGGCUGCGGCAAGAGUACCAUUGCCAAGUUGUUGUUGCGCUUUUCAGAUGUCGUGGAAGGCAACAUCACACUUGAUGGUGUCGACAUCCGGCAGCAUGACCUCAACUUCCUCCGCGAUCAGGUCGCUUAUGUGGGACAGGAGCCACAGCUUUUCGAUGACACCGUGUUCAAUAACAUCCUUCAUGGCAACCGGUUCGCCAGCGAAGGCGACGUGGUGGAGGCUGCUAAGGCCGCCAACGCCGAUCACUUCAUUCGGGCAUUGCCCAACGGUUACCACACACGUGUGGGUGAGAACGCGUCCAAACUCAGCGGUGGUCAGAGACAAAGGGUAGCCAUCGCUAGAGCCCUGCUGCGAAAGCCUAAACUACUUAUUCUCGACGAGGCCACUAGUGCCCUAGACAACACCAGCGAAUCACACGUUUUAAGGAACGUCCUCGAGCUCGUCCGUAAUAACCAAACCUCAGUCGUUACCAUCGCGCAUCGAUUGACAACCAUUCGAGACUGUGACUGCAUAUACGUCUUUAACACCUUCGGUAAUCUGGGCAUCCCCAACGCACCCUGCAAAAGCUUCGUCCAGGAAAGUGGGACUCACGACCAACUUGUCGAUCAGAAUGGACUCUACUGUACGAUGCUCAAAACUCAGAAUAUUGUACCAGAAAAACGGGGUAUCAAAAAAGCGGCUAAGUCCCUCCCAGAUGACAACCGUUCUAACGGACAGCGAACCUACCGCCCUAAUGGUGGAUCCAACCGACUACCCAAUAGCAAUCAAGGUCUCUCUAGUCAAGCGUUUACCAGCCAGGCUCUCUCCAGUCAGGCGCCGGCCAGCCAGGCACUUUCCAGCCGCGCCCCUGGCAGCAAAGUUACGACAUUCCAGGAGGCCACACUGCAUGAAGACCCUGGUCCUGGUAGCAGCGAUGCAACCCCCGUGCAUCCGCGCAUUCCCGUCCUAGACUUCACCCGGCUCGGCGGCAACACCGAGCGACAGGCGCAUCCGUACACGCCUGCCUUAUCGUCGCCAUCGGGCGGGCCCCUAAAGCGUGUACCCGGGAUAGAAGGACCUGCGGCAACUGACACAGUCACUGACACAGUCACUGACACAGUUACUGACACAGCGGCGCAGCUCCUUCCCACGGCAGCUCCUUUUUCCAGCGAGAUGAGUCCGAUGGUUUCGGAGGCGCAGCAGCAAGGUAAGACCAUCCAGCCUCCGCGUCGACUGACGGUGAAGCCUUUGAUCACGACCCGUGAAGACUUCGGACCGAUGACUCCUGAGCACCGGCUGCAAAGUGCACGGCGAACCGGCAUGACACCCACUGGCAGACUCAUGUCCAAACUGGUCACCUUCACCUCCAGUGCGCGUUCGGAGCACCAGUUCCUCAAGGAGAACAACAAACAGAAGAGAAGGCAACGUAGACGCGUCGACGUCAGACCCCGCUCAGAGGGCCCCUACAGGUCCCCUGGUGGUCGGGAAGGUCGGUACAGGCGAGAGGGUCGGUACAGGCAAGAUGAUGGACAGGAGGGUGGGUAUAGGCGAGAAGGUCGGUACAGGCAAGAUGAUGGACUAGAAGGUGGGGACCAACCGGAGAGGAAGCAAAGGGCUGCUAGUGGGUCGAGAUACUCACGUGCGAGUAGCCACAGCUCUCGAGUGAGCUUCGCCGACGACUUGGACGAUGAAGAGAAUCUUCACACUGCCAUCUGCUUCAGUCCUGACGCUAAGCACGGCGCGCCGCUGCCGUCGGAUCCCUAUUUCGACCAAGAGGAGGAGUCGACCUUUUUUGUUCGGCAGAAUCGUUCGCAAAGUGUGCAGGUCAAACGCUCGGUGAUUGCCCCGCACCUGCUUGCAUUGCCAUUGACCAAGCUGGUAUCACCCCAGGAGCACGUCUUACAAGAGUAUAUGUUGCGAGAGAAUACGCGGCAAGGAGAAGCCAUUCAGAAAGAAGCUCUUCCGGACGGCUCGCUUCAAGAAGACGAUAGCCUCUCGUUACUUCUGGACGAUAAAGACCUUGAAGACUCCUCAAACGACUUGAAAAUCACUAACGUGGAAACUAGCCUGGUCAAAACCUCUCGGGACCAAAGGCCCUCUCAAGGAUCUGGUGGCCGUAUUGCAGACGCCGGUCCACUAACUACCUACGCAGACAUUUCCUCCACGCGAGAUGCAAGAAGACCCUUCAGUGAACGGCACCGGCCCGGAAACUUUACGCCUGUGCCCGGCUGCAAUCAAAACACAGCGGUACAUGAGGGAACCGUUCACACGGGCAUCGAUGGGAACAAGUAUUGGGAAAGGAAGUCAAUGACUGGGAGCCGGCGAGACGACCCGCACCUACGGGACGACCCGCACCUACGGGACGACCCGCACCUACGGGACGACCCGCACCUACGGGAGGAACACGCCCAGAGGCGGGAGCACGCCCAGAGGCGGGAGCACGCCCAGAGGCGGGAACACGCCCAGAGGCGGGAACACGCCCAGAGGCGGGAACAGUCGCACAGAGAGGUGGUCGGAGAGUCGAGUUGGAAUAUGGUUUUCGGUAGUGAGUACGGUUGUCACCGUGAGACAAUGUCCGUGGAGUGUGUUUUGGAGAGACAUGGCACUAGUGGUGUGGUUGGAAUAGCGGCGGAGGUAGGAUCUCAUGGUCAGUCGUAUCGGGCAUCUGAGUAUGGCGAACACAACGGUGGUGCUGGUGAUAUUUAUGGUGGUGGUGAUAUUUAUGGUGGUGGUGAUGCUUACGGUGGUGGUGAUGCUUACGGUGGUGGUGAUGCUUACGGUGGUAAUAAUGGGGACGACAAGACACUGAAUGUGUUCCCGGACUACAAGGGUCAAUCGCGGCCACGCCUUUUCAAGUUCUGGUUAUAUUAUGGACGAGGAGGCAUAUUACCAUUGAUAAUAGGUUAUAUUGCGGCGGCUAUUAAUGGUUUUAUUUUCCCAUUAUUUUCGUGGUGUUUUGCACGUUUCAUUAAGGUGUUAUCGUACCCUUCGGCAGAGGCAAUUGAGAACGGUAUUUGGUCACCGACGAAAGAUUUAUUGUUGGUGAGUGGUAUAUGCUUUGUGGCUAAUUUAUUACAACACAGCUGUGUGGAGCAUACGGGUAAUCGUCUAGUGCGUUGCAUUCGGUUCCGUCUAUUUGACCACAUAGUACAUUUGCCAGCCAGUUUCUUCCAACAGCAGACGCUGGCACCAGGUUAUUUGAUGAAUCUCAUUUCAAACGACCCGCUCGUGGUCAAGGCAUGGGCUAACGACUUUGUGUACGUGAUUGUCCAAAACGUCGCCUGUCUCGUGCUCGCCACAGUCAUCGCCAGCGCGGCCAAUCGCAAGUUAGCACUCAUCAGUUUAGCCGGCUUCUGUGUCAGUCUACCAGCAACAAUUCUCCAACAAAAGUUCAUGGGAGGCGACCAGACCCGAGAUCAAAGCAGAGACGAGGAGGGAGAUGAGAAAGAAGACCAGAAACAGGGUGGCUGCUGCUGCUGCGGGAAUCGAUCGCGACCGAGCAAGACGACGCAGGCGAUGCUGACCGAGUGUCUACGGAACCAGAAGACAGUUAACGCAUUCAAUUUGCACUUGGGUCUCGCACAAGAGUUCGAUCGAUUGUUGGUCGCGGAACGAAAGGAGGGCUAUCACAUGGCCAUUAUAACAGGCUUCUUCUUCGGCUUGGCACAGCUGUGUCAAUUUGCCGCACAAUCUCUUAAUCUGUGGUGCGGAGGACGGGCAUAUUGUUCAGGUGAGAUAGAUAACCCUGGUGAUAUGAUGCAGGCUACAUUCACGAUGAUAAUUGCGGCAAUGGGCAUUGGACAGGCAGCCUCGGCGGCGACGGAUGCGGCCAAGGGUAAAGUGAGUGCAGCUAGGAUCCAGUCGAUGAUCGACGUGCCAAUUUUGGUGGACAAACGCCAGGACACCGUGUUGCUACGCGAACAGACACGCGAAGAGGCCUGGAAUCGUUCACGUUCAAUAACGCAGGGUCCUAUUAGUGAAUGUGACAUUGACAUCGAACACUUGCGAUUUAGCUUCCCUCCCGCCGUUCCAGGUGCACCGGCGACUCCGGUUUACUGCGAUCUGACCUUCCAGAUCCCCGCAGGCAAGUCUAUUGCUCUCGUUGGCGAGAGCGGCUGCGGCAAAACAACACUUAUACAACUCAUCGAACGCUUCUACGAACACCCGGGCGAAAACCGGCUCCGGAUCAAUAACGUCUGUCUUAAGAAAUGGCCACUGACACAACUACAUAACCUGGUCGCGCUCGUACCGCAAGAACCAAUCCUAUUCCGCACUUCAAUUGCUCAAAAUAUUCUCUAUGGCAACCCCGAGGCGAGCAUGACCGAAGUAAUCGAAGCUGCCAAACAAGCAAACGCUCACGACUUCAUAAUGGAACUACCCGACAAAUACGAAUCUGAUGUUGGACUUCGAGGAGAAAAACUAAGCGGUGGCCAAAGACAACGGAUUGCCAUCGCACGAGCACUACUUAAAAAUGCACCCAUCCUACUCCUAGACGAAGCAACCAGCGCACUAGAUCCCGCCUCAGAACUCGCCGUCCAGGCAACACUUGAUCAGAUCAUGAAACGUCGCGAUCGAACAAUUGUCUCAAUCGCACACAGACUCAGCAGCAUUCAAGGCUGUGACAUUAUCGCGGUCCUCAAGAAAGUUGCCCAAGGUGAUGAGUCGCGUGGCAGUGUUGUUGCCGAAAUAGGUAACCAUAGCCAACUCAUGCAAAAGGAACACGGCCUCUACCGCCAGCUCGUCCAGGCCGGCCAAGGCGGGACUUGA